CUCAUGAGUUAAUCUCAAAGACAAGCCGAGUUUCUAACAAAAUUUCCGAACGGUUUGUUAACCGCUGGCUGAGCCCUGGUCAGCAACUACCUUGUCGAAGUCCAAACAAAGGACAAUGCCGGCAACGAUCACGCCUAUUGGCUACUGCCCUUCUGAGUUCUCUCCAUGUAGAACAACUCCUAAAGUCCAAACUCCGUAGUAAGAAAGCACAGACCGGCAUAUAUAAUGCAGGGAAAAUCUGCGCCUCUGAUCUCAUCGACCCAAGAUCACCAAUUCAUCGCCUUUAGUUUCUCCAAAACCCACAACCUAAAAUAAGGAACCCUUCAUCGGUUCAUCCUAUUCCGACUGCCACUCUGAGUAGAUGUCCCAACCUGACGUCUCUUACAGGUAAUCAGAGGAGGAAAACACUCCAAAGCUUUCACCUUUUCCCCUCUCCAAGCGAGUUUCAGUUUCUGGGUUAUUAAUAUCUUCCGUCCGAUCACGAGGACGAGUAGAUACAAUUCGAUCCAUAUGUUGCUUUUGUGGUUUGAGUUCUUUGAUUGUGUCCUUAGGUUAAAUGGGUUUUGUGCCUUAGCGCUAGAAAUCAGUUCAUUCAACUGGGGGGAAAGGAAAAGGAAGAUGCUUUCCUUUCUGGUGCAUUUGUAUGACCGCCGAUCUUAGUGGUUUGGUUUCUGAUUAGAACUUUUGUCUGAUGAGUGAUGAUUCAAUAAUCGGGGGCUGAAGAUUAGUAGAUGAAAAGGUCUCUGGUUCAUCAGUCGAAAUGUGGGGUUUUUUUUGGUGGCUUUUGGUACUUUUGCAAGCUAGGAAUUUACAACCAUGGAUCACUCAUUGAGCGAAUAUUUUAAAAUUUAACACAUAGCUGUGUAAAUGUCAGCACUGUAUGUCUAGCUGUAGUAUAGUAGUUCAGUGUUGUGGUUUGUCUAGUCGCAGUCUGCCUCCAGUAAUGAUUCGUUCCAAACUGGUGUAUUCUGAGGUUUAAGUCUUUAGUUCGGUUUAUAUUUUUAAGAUAUGAAUAUUGUGUGCCUUGAUCAAUUCUUUCCCUUGAUUACAUAGUGCACUUUGUGGUUCUAACUUGUUCUUGUGUUGAUUUGUGUUUGCGUUGCAGCUGCGGUUCUUGUGGGUUUCCAUUGAACUUAACAUCCUCCAACCGAAUCACUUCCACCAUAGCUUCUUCUGCAUAUCGUCGAUCCAUAAAGAAAGGUUUCAUCUCAUUUCUCUCCAUCGACCUUAGUAGAUUCACACAGCUCGACGAGCUACACUGCCUUCCUUUCUGCUGGGGAUCUUAUCGUGCUAAAACCAAGCUCUUGUGCCGAAAAUGUGGGGUUCAUAUAGGCUAUGGGCAUGGCAAUUCUCAAGUCCUUUGUGGUUUUGACUCUUCUGUUGAGUCAGCUUCUACCUCGUCCUACACGAAGUUCACCAUAAAGAUCCGUGCUUUGCAACCUUCUGAGGAGGAAGGUCCUCGUCAAACAACAUGAUCAUUCAUCUCCCGGAUGAUUGCCUCUCCAUAAUCUUCCAAAAACUCGACUCUAGCACUGAUCGUGAAUCAUUCGGAUUGACCUGCCAUCCUUGGCUGAAAAUACAGAACACAAACCGAAAAUCAUUGCAGUUCUCUAGCUCCUUCACUAUUGUCCAACUUUAUUCUUCAUCCAGAGCUACCCUCCUUGAGAGCUCCUACCAUGUUCAUAGGCUGCUCACUCGCUUUCAACACUUGGAGCAUGUCUCUCUAACCGGAUGCACAGACCUUUUAGACUCGGGUCUAAACCUGUUACAACUCCAUGACUCUAGAUUGCUAUCUCUCAUUCUCGAUUGUUGCUUUGGGAUCACUGAUCUUGGUCUCUCGUUAAUUGCCACUAGUUGCCCAUCACUAACAGAUAUCAGUUUCUAUAGAUGCAAUAUCACUGAUGAUGGUUUGCAGGCUUUAGCAAAUGGAUGUCUGGGUUUGAAACGAAUAAACCUCUCAUAUUGCGCUAAUAUCUCUGAUCAUGGUCUGAGAGCUCUUUGUAAGAACUGCUGCGAGAUUCUGGCAGUUAAGAUUUCUUGGUGCAAGGGAGUAAGUGGCAAAGGCUUCAAAGGAUGUUCAUCUACUCUAUGCUACAUAGAUGCUGAAAACUGCAAUCUUGAGCCAGAAGGAAUAUCAUGUAUCGUCAGUGGAGGUGGGAUCGAGUACUUGAACCUGCACGGUUUGAACAUCCAUGGAGGUGCGUUGGCAGAAAUUGGUUCAGGGUUUGCCUCAAAGCUCAAGAUUCCAAACCUGAGGUUAUGCAGGACUCUAGGGGAUGAAUCAAUAAUGGCGAUAGCCAGAGGUUGCCCCUUGCUCAAGGAAUUGAACUUAGCCUUGUGUAAUGAGGUUCGGCUUGCAGGGUGGGAGGCCAUUGGGGCGAACUGCAAUGAGCUAGAGACACUCCACGCAAAUCGGUGUCGUAAUCUGUGUGAUUUGGGAUUACAGGGUUUGAGGCAAGGAUGUAAGAAGCUGAAGGUACUGUACAUUAGCCGGGGCAGUAGACUCACUUCCACUGCACUGGAAGUUUUCACAAUGGUUAGGGAUGGAGUUAAGGUUAAGCAUAAAGAGGUCAUUUGCAUUGGCCCUGACUGGACUCUCAGAUAACAAAGAAGCUUUGAUUUCUUCUCUCCAUAGCUGGUGGUCUGGAAUUGAAUACCAAUUUAGUCACUAGACUUGUAUUCAUAUCUUGGAUUGGCCAUUGAAUUUGUAUCAAGACAACUAAAGUACCAACAUCGCUCUGAUAUAAAUUGUCAUUAGCAGUUCUGUUUCCUACUUCGGUUUUUGUUAUUGUGUUGCUGCUGCUGCUGCAGACCCUAUACAGUCAUUAAAGGUUCCCACACACAUCAGCAGCAGAACAAGGGGGGAACAAAAUCGUUAACAAUGA
This is a messenger RNA of Linum trigynum, 2885 nucleotides long. The record is from the annotation of a GenBank genome assembly. Lineage: Eukaryota; Viridiplantae; Streptophyta; Magnoliopsida; Malpighiales; Linaceae.